Messenger RNA from Geodia barretti, 1580 nucleotides. The record is from the annotation of a GenBank genome assembly. Lineage: Eukaryota; Metazoa; Porifera; Demospongiae; Tetractinellida; Geodiidae.
UAUAUGUUUACUACUAGUGGAAAUGUUGAACAUUGUCCCGCUCGGCAAUGAAAAUGAAAUAUCAAGAAGUGGUCAGAUACUUUUGGAUAGGGUAGGGCAUCACUCUGUGUAACACUGAGAAAGUUCAUUAACAGUUGUGAAGAUUAUUCAGGUCCCUAAUAAACAAUUUGUGCAGUGCAGUCAAGUUUUACCUGAAAUUCUUCUCUCUUUGACACAAAGGUGGCAUUGCUACUGGAGCUAUAUCUGAUGUACUUGACUCAAGAGCGAUAUCCUGUGUAACUAUGAUGUACUUUGCGGUCCCUACGCUCUUCGUAUAUCGCUCGGUAGGUCAUGAGUCAUAUGCCCUAACUGUGUGUUUGGUAAUGUUAUGCGGUUUAUUCAUCAAUGGACCUUAUGCUGUGAUAACCACUGCAGUUUCUAAUGACCUGGGAACUCACAAGUCCUUGAAAGACGACACUAAAGCAAAAGCAACCGUUGGUGCAAUCAUUGAUGGGAUCGGCUCUCUUGGUGCAGCCUGUGGCCCACUCAUCACUGGGUGGGUGUCUGAUGAAUUUGGUUGGGAUCAAGCGUUCUUUGUUCUAAUGACAAGUUGCUUCCUUGCAUCAUUAUCACUAACCAGACUUCUCAUAAAAGAAGUACGGUAUCUCUACAACAGAGUAUCAGGAAGAUGGAGAAAGUACAGGUAUGUUCCCUACCGCCCUCCUUCCCUCUGUCACUCCCUCUCUCCCCUCUCUCGCUAUUAUUAUUGACAUUGGUUACCAUACAGCCUCCGGGCAUUAUAAUAUUGGGGCAUCAGUAUGCAUUGGGUUUAGUGUAUAUGAGAUCUCACAUGCUCUACUUUUCAACCUCACACCUAUCCAAGCUGAAAUACACCCUAAUAAUCAUUUUCUGUUGUUUUUUCAUGACAUUCCACCAGCUAAAUCCCCUCACAAGCUUUCUCAGAGAAGUAUUUUUGGGAGAUAGUUCAUGCGUCUGGUCUCAAAACCAAGCAUCAUUGACCUGUUUGACAUUUUCACCUUGGGUCACAAUCAAUACUUCGUCUGUGUGUGUGAGCUUAUUCUGCUACUACAGGCUAUGAGGUGGCGUAUGUGUAUGAGCGAUACCAGUGGCUUUAGAACAAUGAAAGCGUGAAAAAAUUAAUUAUCCCUGGAUGACCACAUUGGCAAGAAACGGCAACAAAGCCAAUACACCUAAUCAGCACUUGCUUAUCUUAAUGAAAAGCACUAAAGUGCAAACCCUCGGCGAACUGCGCAUGCGCGGUACUGCUAAUUGAUGGGCUGGGCUUAUUAUAUGCGUUUACUCGUGAUGUGCCACUAGUAGCUCGCGGAGAGUGUGACACGGGCUAGCUACAGUAGUAGAUAGCAUGCGGGAGUCGAUACACGCCCUUCGUUGUGACUUUUAGUGCCUCAGAGGUACACAGAUAAAGCGGAUCAGGUCGAGGUAAGCUAGUGCGAAUUAGCAUAUGGCCACUCCAAGUUGUAUACCGGUUUCUGGUCCGCCACCCGCACCCAUUUCAAGAGAGCGCAGUUUUGGUCAUUAUUCACUAUACGCAUGCUGCGCUUGUGCGUAGCAUUUGCCUG